Messenger RNA from Punctularia strigosozonata HHB-11173 SS5, 3471 nucleotides. RefSeq lists its product as uncharacterized. Gene Ontology annotation, biological process: protein phosphorylation. Bases 1 to 3471 code for a protein of 1156 amino acids. The record is from RefSeq and is a predicted model, not a curated record. The transcript is spliced from 7 exons. Lineage: Eukaryota; Fungi; Basidiomycota; Agaricomycetes; Corticiales; Punctulariaceae. Gene Ontology annotation, molecular function: ATP binding; protein kinase activity.
AUGCUUGCCAGUUCUCUUCAACCGCAGCCACACUACUCAGCCUUCCGUGCUCCACGCGAUUCCAGCAAUUCUCCCUCGUGCCGCUCAGCCUAUAACAACAACACGACGUCACCUCUGCUCACCCCAUCUCCUUUGCGCCAGCGACAAUCUUCGUUUGCUACCUCUGAGGACGCCAUGUUCCUACACUCACCGUUUCGAUCACCCAAUCCGCGCCACGAUUUUGACGACGAGGACGGAGGCGCAUUCUUCGCAUCCCCGACCAUCCAACCCAUGCGCACGCCACUCCGGCCGACCCUCAACACGCGACAACUCAAUCAGGAGUCCCCGUUUUCCAGCACUCGAGCGGUCCUGGGCACGAAGCGCAAGCCGGGGCCCGCCGGCUCCCCCAUCAGCCUCCUCACCCCGCUGACCACGACAAAGGGCGAAUCGUCCUUCGAUCGCCUCGCUCCCCUACCAGCCCCGCUAUUCAGCGGGCGGACACCCCGGAGCACCGCGGAGACGGACAGCUUCCUGCAGCGCCAGACUCGGACGAUGACGCGUCUCAAUAUUGGGGAGCUGGGAGUGGAAAACAUGGGGGACGUGACGGAGUCGGAGGACGAGCUCGGAGCAGAUGUGCGAGUGGACUUGUUCGCCGCCGCGCGCAGUUCGGCCAGGAAGGCGGAGCAAGACGGGGAAGAGGUGGCGGAAGCGAUAUCGCCUGACGGACGGGUGACGAAGCGUCGUGCGCGCUCGCGACCGGUGUCCGCAGAACUCAUGGAAUGUGCGAAAUCUCCGUCACUCUUUGCGCCUAGUAACGCCUCGCCUCGCGUUACGCCGCUGGUCUUUCCCAAGCUGGACUUCAACCAAGACUCACCCUCCAUGACUCGUUUCCGGACCCGCCAGGACUCGUUAUCGUCCCAUUGGUCCCCAUCAUCCUCGUCCGACAUGGGUUCCCCAAGCCCACGUCAGCGCUCGCGGGCGUUGCACACCCUGACCAGCAAUGCUGUCGUUCGCCGCAUUCCCAUGGACAGGAUGGCUAGUACCAGCUCGGCUACCUUAUUCUUUGGUCCCGCGAUACCUGUUGAUCCGAAAGAUCGUACCAAGAACCGUCGAUCCCUGGUCGACACCGAGGGAAACGGUUCCAAAACCGGUUUCUUGAACAAUCCCUCCGGCGUGACUCAACCUCCUACGUUCUCCAACCCCGAACGCCAUGGGCUCCCCAACCGUCACAGCUAUGCUGGGUUCGGCAGUCACCCGACCUGGCUCAACUCGCCUUCGACGUCUCCCCACAAACCCGUCCGAUCUUCUACCGAAGGUGCGGUGCCUCAAACGAGGGAGGACGCCGACGAGGACAUGUUUUUCUCCGGCGCAAGCGACAAUUCGUUCUCGUUCAGCUUUGAUUCUCCCGACAAGCAUGGGCGACGGCCCAGUCUCCCGUUGAAGUUCAAGGAUUCGUCGGAAGACUCCGGCGUCGUCCUCAGCGAUGAGGAACGUGGCCCGAGCUUGCUCGAAGGCCGGAGACGCAGCGCUCGUUUGACUCUCCCUAGCGCGUCGACUAGCGUCAGUACCAUCCAGACUCAGAGCAGUGGCGACGAGAACAUGUUCGCCAGUGGCUUUGUCACUCCUCUCGAACCUCAUGCGCACUCGGGUUGGCCGACCGUGGUCGGAAUAGCGAGCGAUGACGAUGACGAAGUUGAUGACCGCUCGACCGCCAGUCGUGACUCGCAGGUGGUCGAUGCGUUCAUCAUGCGUGCGUUGGCUACCGGCGCCAAAGAUACCGGGCCGAAGAAAGCUCCCGGUACUCCGACGAAGAAGAACAAAACGUUUGUAGGUGCCAAACGGCCGUGGCAGAGCGCCGUUGCGCAGAAGAUCGGUCUGAAGGGUUUCGGUGACGAUUCCGAGGACAAAGGGAAAUCAGUGAAGAAGAAGGCACCGCGGAAGAGCAUGCCUGCCGUGUUCGGCCUCUCUGCUCACGCGAAAGAGAAGAGUCAUGUCAGCGACGACGAGGAUGACGAGGACGAGCUGAGUCCGAGCUCGCGGAAGGCCGGGACCAACUUGUACGCUGGUCUGGGUCUGGGUCGUCCCUCGGGCGCGAAGCCACGGCACAGCAAUCAGUCGAGCGUUGGCAGCGUCGCCGGGCGGGCCAGGUGGCUCAUGCGCAGGAGCAGCAGUGGCGCGUUCUCGUUCUCGAGCGGUAGUGAAACAGGUUCGAACGUCGGAACCCCCAUUGGGCUCAAGGGCCACAACUGGCGCUUACCACCGCCUCCCGUCCCUGCCUUCAGCCCGGCUCGAGCACAGCCCGCCGCGCUCCGUUCCGGCUCUAACACAUCCACCUCCAGCGGGACGGUCACCACGGGUUUGACCUCUCCGGUGCAGCGCAAGUCUCGCGUGGAGCAGGGUCAGCCGAACGCCGCUCCGCGCACACACUCGCGAAGCCGAUCGAUGCACCCGCCGCCCCGCCUUUCUACGGCGGAAGAGCGGCCUGGAAAGUUUGAGCGCGACUUCGAGGUGAUCAAUGACCUGGGCAGCGGAGAGUUCGGCAAGGCCUCCAAAGUGCGAUACCGAAACUCUGCGGAUGCCCGGGUGUUCGCGAUCAAGAAAUCUCGGAGGUUCGAAGGAAUGAAGCACAGGCUCCGAUUGCGAGAGGAGGUCGAUGUCCUUCGCCAUCUUUCGCAGGCUGCGCGAGAGGAGGGUUUGGGCGACCAUCACCCGAACGUGCUUGGAUACGUUGAUUCCUGGGAGGAGGACGAGACGCUCUUCAUCCAAACCGAGCUGUGCGACAUGGGAAACUUCGCUCACUUCCUGUGGGAGUACGGCCGAGUUUUCCCACGGCUCGAUGAAGGCCGCGUCUGGAAGAUCCUUGCCGAUCUGAGCAAUGGCCUCCGGUUCAUCCACGAACAUGGCGUACUGCACCUCGAUUUGAAGCCGGCGAACAUCUUCUUGACCGGUGAAGGCCGAUUCAAGAUCGGAGACUUUGGUAUGGCGACGCUGUGGCCGCGCCAGGGCACUGCCCAGGUCGGGUUCGAGCGCGAGGGCGACAAGGUUUACCUCGCUCCCGAAGUGCUUCAGGGCCGGUAUGGGAAGGCAGCGGACGUGUUCAGCCUUGGCGUAAUCAUGCUUGAGGCGGCUUGCAACAUCGUCGUGCCUGACCAAGGCGAACCUUGGCAGCGGCUUCGGCAGGAAGACUUUAGCCAGGUGGACCUGGACGAGAGCCCGGAGCUCCUAGGCGUCAUCAAGGGCAUGAUGCGCACCGAUCCGGCCCUGCGCGUGACCGCGCGGACCGUGUGGGCGCAUCCGGUCGUGGCGCGGGCACGGGCGGCGAUGGCGCGCACGCGGGAGGAGGCGCGGCGGAAGGGCGCGAGCCUGUUCGCGGCCAGCCCGCUCGCGGGCGAUCCCGAGGGCUUCCUGGAGGCGAUUUUAGGCGCGGGAGGACGGAGAACGGCGGAGGCGGAUGAUGGGGGCGCUGCGAUGGACGUUGACGCCGAUGCGUGA